UUGGCGUCAAAGAAGAUCUUGAUCUAGCUUCCAAGCACCUUGCCACAGUCCGGCGGAGUGGACGCAAUUCUCGCCCACACGUGGAUCUCAAGGUAGCCGGGGAGCGGGAUCGAAGGAGAGGUGGUCCUCCACCCCUGGACAGGUGCAGAGAAUGACCCUGAGCAGCAAAGGGACAGAGCUUCAACAGGGUUGAUACAGCUGACUCAGCCUCACCAAAUCACGACACGUACGGAUCGGCAGCUUCCACUUGCGUUGCCCACCACGACGACAAAGAGAGACAAGACGCCAUCGACAAGGCCCCGAAAUGCAGGGUGGCCAAGGGGAUUCUGCGCACCCCUCAUCCCCGCCCCUGUCCUCGCUGCCGCCGCCGCCGUCGUCGUCUUCGUUGUCUUCUUCGCCAACCUGGCCAACGACAAAGGGCGAUGGUGCGCCAGCAAGCUCAUCGAGCAACGGUAGUCGGCCAUCGACCCACGGUCGAGAGCAACCAAGUGUACCACUCGUCAGCGGCAGCGGUGCUCGCGUGCCAACGCAGUUGCUCGAUCAACAUGGUGGCUUCUCCAGGCCGCAUCACCAAGCCUCUAAUGGGCCAUCGCUGGAGUCCGGACCACGAUCCAGCGGUGCGAGUGGCUCGAACGCUGGAGGCGCCUCUGAAGAGUCAAGCGCCAUCGACCUGACCAAUGACGAUCAGGACGAAUUCCAAGUCGUUUCUAGCAAAGGCCCAGAUGUCCAACGCCAGCUCAACCAGUCGGCCUUUGUUGAUGCGCCAGUCUGCAUUGGCAUGAUCAACUCCGUUGUGCUGAGCGUCUUUGGCCUUCCUCAGGCGCUUGUCGCAUACCCAAGCGCAACCAGCGACCCAAAGUGGUCCCCCAGCGAAUGGCCGCCCAAUUGCGAAUACUACAUCGAGGGCGGCUACAGGCCCAUUCACCUUGCAGUCAAGCCCGCCACAGAGCCGCAGGCUAAGCUCGACGUUGACGUCUUUGAAGUAAUCUCGCCCCUCGAGUCGCGGGAGCAUGCAGCAGUCCACGGUCAGCCUCCUCCCAAUGGGCUCAAACUCCGUCCAACCGCGUUCGGGACGCUUGCGGAAAAAUAUUCGCGAGCCCUGGCACCAUUGAUGCUCCAAAGGCUGGUCGGAAUCAAGGCACGCUGCAGGCUUGUGGCUCCCAAUGCCGCUCAGAACUUUCUCCACGCACUCGAGCUCCUCAUCUUCACGACCCGUCGCCACCUCAACGCCGUCUCCAACAUUCUUUAUUCGGAGAAUGUGAUCCUCGAGACUCCUGCGCAGUACGAUGCCUCGCAGCAUGCCGGUGCGCCAGAGUUUUUCAAUCCUCACGGCUCAUUCGGACGCUCCAACCAGGCAGCGUCAGGCGGCCAACAGACGCCUCAGCCGUUCUCCUUUGGCUCACGAGCAACGCUGAUGCAGACCAAAGAGGCAACGGAGCAAGAGCGAAAGAAGCAAGUCGAUACCGUGUAUGCCGCAUUAAGAGGCGGCGAAGACUUGGAGAGCGUUGAAGCGCCCAAGCUCGUCACGACACCGCUCCUCCCUCACCAGAAGCAGGCCCUCGCUUUUCUGCUCGACCGUGAGCGAUUCAGACGGUUUGAGGACGCCAUUGGCAAGGGCAAGGGAAAGCCAGAUGACCCAGUAGACGUGACAAAGGACGACUCGGGCAUUGUGUCGCUUUGGAUGCCAGCUGUCCGCUUCUCAAAGUCAAGUGGAAACAACGUGACCCCGAAGAUCACGUCCUUUGUCAAUGUCGUCACUCGUUCAGAACAGGGAAAGCGGCCGAGGAUUUGUCGGGGCGCCAUCCUGGCCGAUGACAUGGGUCUGGGUAAAACGAUUGUCACAAUCGCCCUCAUUGCUGCCACACUGGAAGAAGCGCGGCGGUUCGGAGCCAGCAAUCCAGGCGAGGAAGAGGAUGAUGGGGACGAAGGUGCAGAAAAAGAGGUCGAGGGUCAGCGGUCAGCUUCUGGACUAGGAGAGGAGAACGGUGAAGUGAUUCACGUCGCCGAUGACAGCGACGAGGAUGUCACUGUAGAAGACUUCAACAUCAACGUCCACGGCGCACCUCCACCGAGAAAGAAGCCAAGGAAAGCGCGGAAGCCAAAAGUGAGCAAAAAAGCAAAGAAGAAGGAAGACGCCGAGUCACUGCGACUGGCUCAAAUUGCAAUAAGGAGUAGGGCAACGCUCCUCGUCCUGCCUCUGACGCUCGUCUCUAAUUGGGAGGGACAGAUCAAGGAGCACUGGGAUGCCUCGAAGCAGCCAAGCAUCUAUCUCUACCACGGUAGCACGCGAAUCACCGAUCCGCACGAGUUGGCUCAAUUCGACAUUGUCAUGACCACCUAUAGCACCUUGGCCACCGAAUUUGCGCAUCAAAGCGUCUGGGCGAAUGGGGAUGAGUCGGAAGAUGAGGAAGUUAGCACGCCUCAAUCCGAGACGGUCGAAGACGACGUGCUGCUGGUGGAUGUCAAUGGAAAACCCUUGGAAGGCAAGACAGCAGCACAGAAAGCGGCGGUUCUGCGAAAGACACAAGAGGGAGGCUCCAAGACAGCAAAUGGAAGCAAGAAGGGAAAGCGAAAGGCAGAUUUGUCAAGGGAGUCGGAGAAUCCCCUGCAGAGGAUCGAAUGGUUCCGCAUCGUCCUAGAUGAAGCCCACACGAUCAAAGAAGCAAAGACGCUCCAGUCUCGUGCCGUAUGCAAUCUCGUUUCGCCGCGACGCAUCGCUCUGACUGGAACGCCGGUACAGAAUCGCAUAGACGACCUCUUUUCACUCAUCAAAUUCUUGCGUCUGGAGCCCUUUGACGACCGCGCCAUUUGGAACCAAUUCUGUGGAGCUCGAGAGAAGCCUAUGGGGUCGCUUCGCGUGCGCAAGUCGGGUGGAGAAGUCAAGAAUGCCGAUCCGCUCGACGCCAUGGCUCUGGCCCGCGUGCAGACCAUCAUGAAGUUCCUCACCCUCCGUCGUACCAAGGAAGCAAAGAUGGCUGAUGGAAGCAGGUUGAUAAGCCUUCCGCCAAAGUUCUCAAGGAUCAUGCGCUUGGACUUUGAAGUAAGGGAAAAGGCCCUGUACGCAGAAAUGAGCCAGAGAUACAUCGACGACAUCAAGACAAUGAAGGCCUCCGACACGCUCAAGAACAAUUACGCCACGAUUCUUCACGAAAUCUCCAACUUGCGCAUGACGUGCGAUCACCCAGGUCUGGUCGAUGCAGGAAAGGACACGAAGAGGGCCAAGGGCGCCGUCGAGGACGACCCGAGCAUUGCCAUCCUGCAAGACGGGCUCUCGCACGACCGUGCCGUCAAACUGUUCGAUCUGUUGUGCCUCUCAGACCGUGCUCGUUGCCACAUCUGCGACACGGAUCAAUCUGGAUUUCCUCGUGGCGAAGAGGGCGAACCGAAGCCGGUCCUGACGAGAUGCAUGCAUCUGACAUGCUCAGACUGCUUGCGCAAGUCGGUGGGUGCGCCGACGUUUGACAAGCCCAAGGCAGACGAUCGUUUCGCUUGCCCCGAGUGCGGCAUUUCGAUCUCUCCCUUGCUCGACAUCCAGCAGAUUCUGCCAGGCGACAUUGAAGGCAACGAAGGAGGAGCAGAUCAGCAGCAUGGCCAGAGUUUCAGGAGCCUCAGCCUCCAAUCGAGCAAAUUUGGGUGCGACAGAAACGUGCCUCUCGACGAUCGCGCCGACUUGAGCUCCAAAAUUCGAGCGCUUCUACAGGAGCUGGAGCCAUUCUCCAAGUGCAAUCCGAAUAGCGAGCUCUACGAUCCCACAGCCCCCGUUCUGGAUCAGGUUGCCGUCGAUCAAUCAGUGACCGAAGGAGACGAGCCGAUCAAAGAGACCGUGCAAGUUGUUUCUAUUGGAUCAGGGACGAGUGUCACCCCAAUCAAGUCCGUCGUCUUCUCGCAAUGGACGACGAUGCUCGAUAGAAUCGCCAAAGCACUUCACCGGGGUGGCAUCAAGGCCACUUAUCUCGACGGUCGAAUGCGGCGUCAGGAGCGCUCGGAAAAUUUGGAGAAGUUCCGGCUUGACGACUCGGUCGAAGUGCUCCUUGUCAGCCUCAAGGCCGGCGGUAUCGGUCUCAACCUCGUCUCGGCUUGCCGGGCUUACCUAAUGGAGCCCUACUGGAAUCCCGCGACAGAAAAUCAGGGUCUGGACAGAGUUCAUCGCAUGGGCCAGACGAGGCCAGUCAUUACGACAAAGUACGUCAUGGGCGACAGCAUCGAGGAGCGCAUGCUCGAGCUACAAAAAUACAAGCUCCGCCUGGCCGAGCAGGUCGGCACGCGCAGAGGCGUGGAUCGCUCCGAAAGGCACCACGAGGAGCUCAACAUCUUGCUGGGCAUCAACCAGUAGUCACGAAACAGUGACAAUAUUCGGCUUCUUCCCCCUUUCUCCUCUUUAUCUCUUAUGUCUCAUUACAACUCUCACUCUGUCUUUUAUAUCUCUUCUUGAUCCCCCAUGAUGAUGGCCGCGAUAUACACACUUGUACACCUCAUUCUCAUUUCUCACAACAUUACCCCCUAAGAGACCACCGGGUCCUCUCAUGUCCACUCCUGUAAAGAUUUACAAAGAGAGCACCACAGAGAAGCAAUCAUUAGACUGUCAC
Molecule: messenger RNA, 4586 nt
Organism: Acaromyces ingoldii
Lineage: Eukaryota; Fungi; Basidiomycota; Exobasidiomycetes; Exobasidiales; Cryptobasidiaceae
Exons: 2
Coding region: 305-4333 (1342 amino acids)
Molecular function (GO): ATP-dependent chromatin remodeler activity; ATP binding
Source: RefSeq, a predicted model, not a curated record